Messenger RNA from Anopheles moucheti, 1792 nucleotides. Its product is annotated as type 1 phosphatidylinositol 4,5-bisphosphate 4-phosphatase. Gene Ontology annotation, cellular component: phagocytic vesicle membrane; lysosomal membrane; plasma membrane. Gene Ontology annotation, molecular function: phosphatidylinositol-4,5-bisphosphate 4-phosphatase activity. NCBI's taxonomy places the organism in Eukaryota, Metazoa, Arthropoda, Insecta, Diptera, Culicidae. The transcript is spliced from 5 exons. The record is from RefSeq and is a predicted model, not a curated record. Bases 603 to 1358 code for a protein of 251 amino acids. Gene Ontology annotation, biological process: phosphatidylinositol dephosphorylation.
UACAUUACUGCUAGCCGCGUUUUCUUGCUUUCUACAUACGGGCGGGGAUAAAGCGCGUUUUAGUAAGCAAUUACGAGCUUGAAAAGAUUGCCCAAACGCCCGAAGCGCACAGGGGCGUGAAGUAGUGAAGCAUUAGAAAUUCGUUCGAUGCGUACGAGAAAGGGCAAAUAUCGCAAAUGUCAAAGUGAGGCGAAAAAACGUAUCGAACAAUUUGUUUGCUUUUACCGUCUCCAUCUAUCGGGCCGCUGGAUUCUCAAGUGAAUGCGUGCUAACGAGAGACGCAGAUUAGAUUAGAGAUUCGUUCGGUGAAGUAAUACCCUACUGUGCGCCCAGUGUGUACUGCGUGUGCCUGUCCUGCAAACGGGCCUGUGUAGAACGGGCGGUGCAGAGAAAUUCUCUUUGUUUCUGUGCCUACCCUGCACGCACGGUAACCACAGUCGACGGGUGGGUGGUGGUAACAGACGGGUCGUGCGGUGUGGUGUUCAGUGUGCAAGCCUGCAAUCGCAGUAAAUUGGCAACAGUCGCACCAACAACAAAACAGCGACCCAAGUGUAGUUUCCAUCGUGUAGUGGCAAGCAGGCAGGCAGGGUCCGGAAGUUGCAAUGGAUGGUGAAUCGGAAAAACAACCGCUCCUGAAGCAAUCACAGCAACAGCAACAAUCCCAAGAUUCAGGAUCAGUGCAACCGGUCGUGAAUGCAUCUCCCAUCGGUCCGGACGAGGUGCCACCCUCGUAUCAGCAGGAGCAACAGAAUAGUAUUAUAGUGACGUGCCGCGUAUGCCAGGCACUGAUCGACAUCUCCUGGAAAAAGGAACAACAUGUCGUCAAGUGUUUGCAGUGUAACGAAGCGACACCCAUUCGGAAUGCACCGGCUGGCAAGAAGUACGUACGAUGCCCGUGCAAUUGCUUGCUGAUUUGCAAGAGCUCUUCCCAGCGGGUUGCCUGUCCGCGGCCCAACUGCAAACGUAUUAUCAAUUUGGCUCCGAGUCCGGUAACGCCACCGUUGCUACCGAUGCCCGGCAUGUGUCGCGUUACCUGUGGUCACUGUCACGAUACGUUCUUGUUUGAUACGUUGAAGAACAAUCUGGCGAGAUGUCCACAUUGUCGCAAAGUGUCUUCGGUCGGGCCGGACUUCUGCCGUAAGCGACGCAAUCUACACUUCCUUGGUGGAAUUAUAUUUUUGGCUAUCGGUAUCGGCGUUACAUUUGCCACCUACACCUACGUGAGGGAUUAUAGUGGAAUUUUUGUGGCAUACAUUAGCCUUUAUCUCAUCUCUUUGCUGCUGUUUGCAAAGACGGUUUACUACUGUUCGUUGAAGAUUAGCAACAUUGAUGGGCCGUUCACAAAUGUGGCAUCUUAAGAGAUGCUGCAACCACAGACACAUUCCUGAAUGAAAAGAAACAGCCCGUACACAUGCCUUCUGUAUUCCGGUGGUGUGUGUGCAUGAUGAAUGCACCGGGAUGUAUGCAUGGUGAUAAACGGUAGAUAACAUACAAACCAAUGCCGAAGCAAAUGUGAGGCGUGUGUGGUAUUGGGAGGAAAAGUAGAUACAGAAAGGGUUUGUUUAGUACACUUUGCGAACGACCAAAAGGCAAGGUAAAAGUCAACAAACAAUUUGAGAGUUUCAGAAGAGAAGUGAUCGGAAGGAGAAGCAACAAUUGCGCUGCAAAGGAAUGUUUAAUCAAAAUUUAUGUAGAAGAGUUUUGGGCAGAUAGAUUCGACACCUCCAAACCUAGGCGAAAUCGUACAGUUGCUGUAAAACGUUAGACAUUACUAUAUAUUAGGUUGAUAGGA